AUGCGAUUGGAUUACUUGAAGGUGCGUCUCCGUCGCUCCUUGGUCCACUCGAUGAUCUUGCUGCUCGUCGCGGCCGUCGUCUCCGCCAAGGAACUCGCCCGCUGCGAGUAUUCAGAAGAGCGCAUCGUCAACGAAUGUCUCCAGGUGAAGUUCAGCUUCUGAGCACUCGAUUCUCCGAAAAACUUCAAAAAAUAGUACAGAUAGCAGCUUGAAAGUUCAAGAACGUGGAAUGUUAACAUAAAUAAACGGCCAAGAAAGAAAAAAGAUUUCUAUGAAUCUCACUUUUGAACCCAAUCUUUGGUAGAUCACGAAAAUAUUUCAUCAAAAAUUUUAUUUCUUUUUUUCUUUAUGAAUUAUCGAAUAAAAAUCAAAAAAUUGCCGGCCAGAACAGAAACUAUUCGAGUUUUGGAGGACGUGUUUUGCGUACCGCCAGUUUUUCCCAUUUCUUUUUUUUUCGUUUAAAUGCCCUUCACUCCAGGAUUUUCAAAUUGAGACAGAAAAGGUUCCAGAAAACCAAAAUUCUAAAAAUUGAAAGUUUGCUGGAUUGUUUUGAAAAACUUUUUGAGAGGCAACACAAUGUUUUUUUUGGAGUUUGUCUUUCUUUGGAGUUUUGCUUAUUUAAAGCUUGUCGAUCUUCUUUUACUCUGAAAACAAAUUCUAAACUUUUUUUUUCCAAUAAACUCUAAAAUAUUUUGAUUCUUGUUUCCAUAUGGAAAAAAAUGAAGUUAGAACUUGACGAUUCUUGAGCGACCCGCAACGACGUUUAGAAUAAUUUUGUUUUCUAAACUCAAUUUAGAAGAAGUGGACUACCGUGAAGUUUUGUUCUUGAGGCUUUUUCUCAGAAAAAAUUCAUUCAUUUUUUUCUGGUUUAUUUUUUUAAAAAAAUGAAUAUUUCAUGAAAAACUCUUAACAAAUUAUAAUAGACCAAAAACAUAUUUUAAUAAUAUAGAAACAUUUAUUGAACGCUUUCUAUUCUUUUUGAUUACAUAUAAGAUGAUAAUAUCCUCUUUUUAUCACUAGUUUAAGUCAUUAUAAUAAACUUUCAGCCGAUGCUUCAGUACGCGACGAGACUUCAGUCCGAAGCAGGAGCCGUGCAGUUUCCGCUGCAAGGCGGACGCGUUUUCAACGAGCUUUGCACAAUUUACACUGACUUCAAGGUAAUUGCCUUUUCCGUUUCCUUGCAGUUUAUAUAUGUAAGUGUUCAGAAGUGCGUGGAGCGCGUCCAAUGCGAUUCUUUGUCGAUUGACGCCGUCGACGCCUCCUACGGCUACAUGUGCGGCAGCGGACAGCAUUUGUUCCAGCAACACGCUUCCUGCUUCGCUCAGGUUUUUUCUCCUUCCAAAAGUUUUUUUUGGCGCGUUCAGCUUCCUCUUUCUCAACUUAUUUAUGCAUAACCUGCAGGUCGAAUCCGAAGUUUCCUACAUAAGUUGCAAGACCGCGGCAACACAAGCAAUUUCAGAAGCUCAAAAAUCAAAGGUGCGAGUUUUUGAAUCAAAUUUUCCAAGUAUCAAAUGCCAUUUGCAGGCAAAAUCAACAGAAUUAUACCUUUCGGAGAUGUGCCGAGCAAUGGACGGCUAUCUGAGAUGCUCCCAUCCGAUUAUAGUUUCGAAAUGUGGUACUAGUGCUUGGGACCUUGUUUCAACGGCAAGUCCUAUCUUAUGAGUUCAAAACCAGUGCAAAGUUCAGGUCACGAGAGACAGCCUCGGUGUGACAAUGCCCGACUGCGACAUGCAUGCCGUUCUUUUCUAACCCCAAAAAUUACGAGUUCAAACCUUCCUGAAAAUAAAGACUUUUCAAUUGCUUCCAAAUUAUAUUUGAUUAAAUACAAAUAAGAAGAAUAAGAGACUAAUGUAGCGAAAAAGAAGAAAAUUAUCAUUCGUCCCACACAUAAACAAAUUCACAAAAACAGAAACGAAAAACGUCAAAGAUUGCGCUCAAAAUCUUUAAAGUUUUAGAAAACAAUGAUGGUAAGGCACACAAUUUAAACAAGAUGCAGGGCCGAGAGACUCGACGACUUUACGACAAAGACUUUCCGCGAUUCUCCACAAAUGUUUCGUUUGUCGCGUCUCCUCUCUUCUAGUGCUUAUCACGCUCUUUUUUUUUUGAGACGCCUCUAAUCCUCACAUCGUUCUUAGUACGAAAAAAAUCGAGUCGAAAAAUAGUUCAGUUUUUCGACCAAUGAUUUUUUUCAAAAAUGUUUUCCGCUAGAUUCAAAAUUUUUCCGCUUAAAAAAAUAAAUUUUCAAAUAAAUUUACAUCAUUCAAUGAAGUAACCUAACAAGGAUAACCUUGACUAAAGCGCAUCAUAGAAAACAGUGGUAUGAUAUUCAUAAAUACUUUUCAUUAAAAUAAAGACCAAAAAACGAAAAAAAAAUGUGAAAAAAGAAAAAAGUAAAUUCGAUUUGAAGAGAACUUGGUAAAGUCGCUCUCUGAUAAACCCUCAAGCGGCGCAGCGAAUGACUCCUUCAGUGUUUUUAUUAUGUUUUUGUUUUUUAGUCUUUUUUUCUUAUUCCAUUUAGUUUCUCAUGCACUUUUUAUUUGCGAGAAAAAAACAUGAUCAUCAGUACAUAUUUGAAGUGGCAAUUAUAUCACGAGGGCUUUUCGCACUUUUCUUCAUCGAUUCUUUGUAAUACAUGCUUCUUAAACAGUCGUUUUUCUUGCUGAAUUUUUCAUUUUAGAUGCAUUUCACGAGACGGCUGCUCGGGCCGUUUGUGGGGACUUUGUCUAAAAAGCUUGAUUACUAUAGGUAAAUUCAGAAGACCUCCCACUGAACUGUAUAUUUUUAGCCAGUUCCAACCGUCUUCACUCAGUAUUCAGCAGUACUUGGAUUUUGGAAGGAUAGGUACAGCAGCCACUUCAUACAGUUUUCUGAAAAAUGAGCUUCUUGUUAGGCUAGCUAACAUUAUGCAGGUAAACUUUUCAUAUAAUAACUCAUUUGACCUCUCUUAAUAUCAGGAGUUUACGCUUUUGCCGCCGAAGCUUCUACAGAUGCCUAGCUCGAAAAUGGUGUCCAACUGGUAUGCGGAGAGUUUCGAGGACCUAUUGCAGUUUGAAAGCUCCUCAGACACGGCGGAAAGUGUGGCAAAGUUAGUAAUUCCUUAGAAAAGUGUUUCCAAAUUGAUUUACAGGUUUAACGACCAGUUAUCGAUCAUCUUGAAACGACACGCGCACGUCGUGGAAACAAUGGCCGAGGGGCUUAUCGAGCUGAGGGAAAGCGACGGCGUCGACAUCGCCAGUGAAAAAGGUUUUUGAUGAAAGUAAUGUGUUUUGAAAAUUUUUUUUAAAGGUAUUCAAUACUUCUUGGACAGAUUUUACAUCAACCGCAUCUCCAUUAGAAUGCUGCAAAACCAACACUUGGUAUGUUUCUCCGAAGCGUAAAAAUCAUUGUGGAAGGUCGUAUUCGGCAAUGUUUUACCCGAAAGUCCUCGCCAUGUCGGCUGCAUCGACCCGGCGUGCAACGUCGAGAGUGUCGUAUAUGAUGCUUUUGAGAACGCCAGGUCUUCCUUUGCUUUUUCUCGUUCCAAGGUGCAAAUCCAAGGAUUUCAGAUUUCUCUGUGACCGUUAUUAUCUCACGAGUCCGUCGAUGAAGUUGGAAAUGCACAACGCCGUCGAAAAAGGCAAACCGAUUUCCGUGGUCGCCGUCCCCAGUCAUCUUUAUCACAUCAUGUUCGAGCUUCUCAAGGUUUUUUUUAAAAAUUAAUUAGUUUAAUGCAGUUGGCAGCGAUGUUAUUAAGAUUAAUUAACUUUGAAUAUCGUCAUCAAUAUUUUAAAUUGUGAUACUUUAGCAAGUUAUCACGUUAUCAAAGCUUUUUGAGUUCUAUUCUAAUUCAUAUUUUAAUUAAUUAGCUCCUUUUUGAAAAUUUUCUUGGUCUUCGACUUUUAUUUUGCAUGCGUUCAGCUUUGAAAAUUUACGAAAAGGCAGCAAAGUUUUCUCAAAGAUACACUAAGAAUGAAUUUCGAAAAAAUUAGUCUUCGUUUUUUAAUGAUUUGAUCAAAUACAAAUUUUUCGUAGAUGUUCGAUUAUAUUGGGAAUGAGGCCAUUAAAAUUCUUCCCGUUGAUGAAAGCACGUAUUGCCGAAAAAUAUUUUAAUCUUGCUGUGAGAAAUACGUUCUUUCGAGAAAAACAAGAAAAGACGGAAGAUUAUCAAUAUUUUGUUCUUUUUUGAAACUCAGUUCGAUAACUUUUAAGAAUGCGAUGCGGGCCACAGUAGAGUUCCACGGGGUCGACGACGAUCUUCCAGAAAUCAAAGUUUUCGUCGUGAAAGGCAACGAAGAUCUUUCGAUUAAGGUCCAUUUUUCAGAAUUGCCGAUCUCAACAUGAUUUUGCAGAUUUGCGAUCGAGGAGGGGGCGUUUCCAGAACGAUUCUCGAACGUCUCUACAAUUACAUGUACUCGACGGCUCCGCCACCGCCCAGAGAUGGGACUCAAGCACCGCUGGUUAGUUUUUUUCAUGAUGUGAAAUCUUGUGAACUCGCUCUUCUACUCAGAAGACAGAGCGAAGCUAAAAUGAACAGAUUAAACUGAAGAAAGGAUGCAGGCUUUGUAGAAUUUAUGAAGCAUCAGACUAAAGGUAAAAUAUUUGGGAGGCCCGUUAGAAAUUAGCGGUAGUAUUGGAGUUCAUUUCAAUGUAGAACAUGGUAAAAAUAGAUAGAUAGAAAAAAUAAGAAUUAUCACCAAUGUUUAUUCAUGAAUGAUCUCUUGAAGUCAUAACUUGAUUAGUCUUUGAGAUUACAGAGAGAUCCAACAUUGAAAGUCAUAAAUUGAAAAAUACGAAUCGGUAAACGCUCAUUUUUAACCGACAAACCUGAGAAUAUUAAGUUUGGUUUGAAAAUUUCAGUUCCUAGAUAACCUCGAAACAACUUUUUCACCUAUCAAAACCCGAUUUUUUAAGAUUACCCUUCAAUGAUUUUUUAAUAGUUUUCCUGGAAAUUUUUGAUUUUUUCUACGAUCCGAACAGAAAGUCAAGCGAAAAAAAUAUUUGCUGAUCUUUUGUGAGCUCACCAAGAAUCUCAAUUAUCUUCAUCCUAAAGAAAUUUCAGAAUAAUUUUUGCUGGAGAUUUUAUCGCUUUUUAAAAUUCGUUAAUAUAUUAUCUACUCAAAAUAUUGAUUUUCAGAUGUUUUUCAAAGGAAACCUGAGAAAGAAUGCGAUUGAUAGUUUUUUUCAUGAAUUGGUUGGAAAUAAAAAUUUGAAUCUUUGGUUUUCUAGCAAAAAAAUGUUUUUUUCUUGAUGAGAAUUUUUCAGGCUGGAUACGGCUACGGUCUUCCACUUUCUCGACUUUAUGCGCGUUAUUUCUUGGGUGAUCUUUUUCUGGUUUCAAUGGAAGGACAUGGAACUGAUGCGUGCAUUUACUUGAAGGUUUGUUGGUUUUUUUUAUAAUUGGGUGUCUUUGAAAAAAAUGGUGUUGUGUAUUUCUAGAAUUAUUUUUGAAACUUCUACCUUUUUUUUCAAUUUGAAGACUUUUCCUUAGAAAGUUGAUCGGAAAAAUUUUUUCUUUUUCUCCUUCUAUUCUUUUUUCAUCAAUCAAGUGUUAAUAAGACUUUGAAAGUAGCCCAUUCGCCAUUACUGCUUUUAAUUUUUAUAAAUUUUCCUUGGAGCAUGAUUUUUCCGAAAAGAAUUCAAUUUUUGCGCUUGCAUCACAUGAUAAUUAAAAUAAAUAAAACUUUUGUUUCAAUAGUUUUCGAGAAUUUCAUCUUUAAAUAUCUUUUAAUCUUGUUGGUAUAUAGUUUUUCUCAGGCGGUACCGGUCGAAGCGAGUGAAGUUCUUCCCAUCUACAGUACUUCUUCGCGGCGAAACCUGACAAUGGGUCCGCAGGUCGCAGAUUGGUCCCAUCACGUUCCUGGACAAGGAAAUCGACCAGCACAAUAG
This is a messenger RNA of Caenorhabditis auriculariae, 5865 nucleotides long. The record is from the annotation of a GenBank genome assembly. Lineage: Eukaryota; Metazoa; Nematoda; Chromadorea; Rhabditida; Rhabditidae.